Messenger RNA from Nelumbo nucifera (sacred lotus), 3696 nucleotides. The record is from RefSeq and is a predicted model, not a curated record. NCBI's taxonomy places the organism in Eukaryota, Viridiplantae, Streptophyta, Magnoliopsida, Proteales, Nelumbonaceae.
AUGGAGAGGGGAUGCUUGCUGGGACCAGUGUUUGAAGUAGUUGGGCAGCAUGUUAAUUGUGUGUUUAAGGUCAAGGCAAACAUUGAGCAGCUCACGAAGCAAGUCGGUGAACUGGAGAAAACCAAAGAAUCUGUUGAAAACUUGAAAAGGGAAGCAGAGAAGAAAGGAGAAGACAUCAAGGAAAAUGUUAUGAAAUGGCUUGAAGAAGUGAAGUCUGUUAUAAAUGAAACAAAUAUUUUCAUUGGUAAUGCUAUGGAGAAUGGCAGUUGCUUUAAGGGCUUGUAUCCUAACUGUGGCUCACGCUACCAAUUAAGUAAGAAAGCAGGGGAGAUGAUGAACCGCAUUAAAGAGCUUCAACAAAGCGGCAUGUUUGAUGUUGUAUCUGAUCCAACUCCUCCUCUUGAUAUGGCAUAUAUGCGUGAUAGUGAUUUUCACAUGUUUAAAUCCAGAGAGUUGGCAAGGAAGGAAGUCAUAGAGGCAUUAAAAUCUGAAAACACCCAUGUCGUCGGUAUUUAUGGGAUGAGAGGUGUGGGCAAAACAACUCUGGUAAAGGAAAUAGGUGACCAACUGCAGAGAGAGAAGCUUUUCGACAAGGUCGUGAUGGCUGUGGUGUCUCAAGAUCCAAACAUGAAACAGAUUCAAGGUCAAAUUGCGGAGAUGUUAGGCUUGAAAUUGGAUGGAGAAGGAAGUGUUUUCGGAAGAGCAAAGAUGCUAUCAGGAAGGUAGGAGAAAGAGAAGAGUGUUGUUGUUAUCUUAGAUGAUAUUUGGGACAAGCAAGAUUUGAAGCAAUUGGGGAUCCCUUUGGAUUUGGAUGACAACAAACAGAGGGAGAGGAGGGGGUGCUGCAAAAUCCUACUCACAACCCGAAGCAAAGAUGUAUGCGAUGUGAUGGUGGAGAGGAACGCAAUUAUUCGCCUUGACAUCUUAUCAGAAGAGGAAGCUUGGGGUUUGUUUAAAAGGAAAGUGGGUGAUGGGGUGGAACAGGGAGAUUUUCAUAAAUGGCAAGGGAGGUGGUUAAGGAGUGCAAGGGUUUGCCUAAAGGAUGCAUUGGAGGGACUUAAAAGGGUUGAACCUCAGUCUGUGCAGGGAAUAGACCAACAAGUGUACACAUGUGUGAGAUGGAGUUACGAUUAUCUGGACAAUGUGGAAACCCAACGCUUCUUCCUGUAUUGUUGUCUGUUUCCUGAGGAUUAUGAGAUCGAAAUCGAGCAAAUGAUGUGGUAUUGUUUUGGAGCGGGAGUAUUUGUAAAUGUUGAAACAAUUGAAGAUGAAAGGUGCAGAACUCGUAGGAUUGUGAAUAAGCUCAAAGCGUCUUCUCUGUUGUUGCAAGGAGAGAGCCCGGAUUUCAUCAAAAUGCAUGAUAUAGUUCGUGAUGUGGCCAUCUCAAUCGUAUCACCGUGUGUUGCUGUUGGUAAUAGAUCUCAUCAUGAUGAACUAUUCAUGGUCAGAGCUGGUAAAGGACUGACGGAGUGGCCAAGAAUGGAAUCCGGGAUUACCAAAGCUGCAGCAGGUUACACAGCCAUCUCGUUGAUGAAUAAUGAUAUACAGAAGCUGCCUGCAGCUGAUGGAUUAUUGGAAUCAUCAUCUUCAGGGCGGCUAAGGACUUUGUUGUUGCAAAAGUAUUUUAAGUCAGAAUUGGAAAUUCCAAAUACUUUCUUUGGAGGGGUGAUCAAAUCACUUACAACACUGGAUCUGAGUAAGAAUGAUAUCAUUGGUCCCAGCAGCCUAUCACCGAUCCAGUGCUUGACAAAUCUCCGUACGUUAAAUCUAGGAGGAUGCACGGGGUUACAACAAGAGAUAUCUGUACUUGGAUCUUUGAAGCAACUUGUGAUUCUCAGACCAAGUGGCUGUAAUCUCGAAAGGUUGCCGCCGGAUAUGGCACAGUUGACCAAGCUAAGGCUGCUGGAUUUAUCAAACAAUGAAGGUCUGAUUAUACCACCCAAUGUGAUAUCAAGCUGGUCCCAUCUGGAAGAACUAUACCUGUUUGGGAGCUUUUGCGAGUGGGAGAAGGUUCAAGGAAUCACAACGGGAGAAGAGCAGAGAGCAGCAGCUAGUUUGGCAGAGUUGAAAUCAUUGCAUGGCCUCACCACUCUACAGGUAAUGGUAGAGGUAAAAAAUUCUUCCAAAAGUUUGCCAGAUGGUUUUGUUUUCCAUGACCAGAAAAGAUUUUUUAUAGUAAUGUAUGGUGAUGAUGCCAAUGGUACUAUGAAUUAUUAUGGUGGUGAUUGGUUUUCAAACAGCCCAGUAAAAGGGUUAGUUUUCAAAAACCUGCCAGCCCAAACAACCAAAGUUGUAUGUUCCAAUCAAUUACAAAGAACACAAGUAUUGGAAUUGUAUGAUUGCAAAGGUGUAAGAAGUAUUAUGGAGGAAUUAGAUGAUAAGAUGGGGUUUAAUUGUUUGGAGGCUCUUACUAUAUGCGGAUGCAAUGAGGUGGAAUAUCUCUGGCCCACUCAUCCCAUUUCGAUCAUUGCAAAAUCUUCACAGCUGGCUGUCUUCACUAAUUUGGAGAAAUCACAUAUUGAAUCCAUGCAAGUCCUCAAAGGAAUAAUCUGUCCUGCAGCUGGCCCACUCCCACUUGAGUCCUUGGCCAAACUUAAACAUUUACAUGUGCUUAGAUGCCCUGGGUUACUCAAUAUUGUCACCCCCAACUUAUACCCGAGCUUGCAAAAGUUAGAAACACUUAACGUGAUUGACCGCUACAGUCUAGAAGAGAUAUUCCACUUUGAAGGAAUCCUUUCUGAUGAUCAUCAUCAAUCAUCAAGGACAAGCAGCAGCUCCAAUUGUGCUCAGUUAUGGUUUAUUAGAAUAUUUGAAUUUUGCAUCUCUACCGAAAUUGACAAACAUAUGGAGUGGCUCCCCUCACCUUCUCGUGAAUUUUCCUGCCCUAAAUACCCUUCACCUAUAAAGUUGCCAAAGUUUGAGAAGCAUCUUUUCAUGCCCAAGUUUAAACUGCCUUUCCUCAUAUCAAGUCUAGAAGAGAUAUUCCACUUUGUACGGAUCCUUUCUGAUGAUCAUCAUCAAGGACAAGCAGCAGAUCCAAUUGUGCUCAGUUAUGGUUUAUUAAACUAUUUGGAAUUGACAUCUCUACCGAAAUUGACAAGCAUAUGGAGUGGCUCCCCUCAGCUUCUCGUGAAUUUACCUGCCCUAAAUACCCUUCACUUGAAUGGUUGCCAAAGGUUGAGAAGCAUUUUUUCAGUUGCCAUGAUUCCAAGCCUUGCACAACUUGAAUGUCUUCCAAUUCGAGAUUGUCAAAAAUUAGAGGAAAUUAUUGCCAAGGGCAAGGAGGAUGAAGCUGACUUAUGUACUACUCAUCAUGAUCCACCCCAGUUGCAUUUGCAGUUGGUUGGCCUUAAAGAGCUGUUAAUCCGUUCAUUCCCCAUAAUCAAAUGCCUUGGUCUAGGUGCUCCAAAAUUGGAAACACUUGUGAAAGAAGGUUGCCCUCUGCUAGAGGAAAUUGUUGAUAAAGAGGAAGGCAAGGAUGUAAUAUUAUUCCCAAAUGUAAGAUUCUUAACAGUGAGCUAUUGGCCUAGGCUGUUGAGAACUCCCUUUGGCUUUGCUACUCCAUCUCUUUUUCAAGCUCAUCCUCUCUGUCUUAUAGCCCCGUCUAACCUACGAUGGGUGACACUAUGUCCACAUAUUUCAACAAGGGACAGUGAAAAAGAUCACUACUGCUGUUAUGUCCAUAGAUUCUUGUGA